UCCAGCACGAGCCGCUCGAUGCUCAUCUCGGACGCGCUGCGCAAGUACAAGAUCAUCGUCGGCUACCUCGUGUUCGUCGCCAUGCUCAUCGGCGUCUUCGUCGCCAAGGACCGGCUGCUGCAGUGCGGCCUCGCAGUCGGCGGCAUCGUGGUGCUCUGGACGCUCGAGCCCAUCCCCUAUCACGUGGCCUCGUUCGUGCCCCUGGUGGUGUUCCCGCUCUCCAACCUAAUCCCGGCCAAGGACGUCGCCAUGAGAUACAUGAACGACGACAUCAUCCGGGCGCUGUCGGGCCUGUUCAUCUCCAUCCUGCUGCAGACGUCCAAGCUGAACCGGCGCAUGGCACUGUACCUGCUGCUCGCGGUGGGCACCAGCGUGCGAUGGCUCCUGCUGGUGUACAUGUGGCUCGUGUUCCUGUUCGCCAUGUUCGUGACCGACGCCGCGGUGACGGCCAUCAUGAUCUCGCUCGUGGACACCCUGGUGGCCGAGGUGUACGCCAGCAAGGUGCGCGUGCGCGUCGUCAAGCUCAACAAGGCCAACGAGGAGGCCCGGCUCAAGCAGCAGCAGGCCGCGGCCGCAGUUGCCGGCGGAGCCGAACAGGAGGCCCGCGCAGCACUCGACGGGCAGGACAUCGCGCCCUACGCCGACUACGAUCACGUGCUGCACGAAGAGCAGACGCACUGCGCCAUCCUCCGCAAGGCGUUCAUGCUGGCCCUGAGCUACGCCGCGGUCAGCGGAACGGCCGUUCUGCUGGCGAACCGACCUUGCUUCAUCCUCGAGGCCCUACUGUUGGACCAGUACAACUACGGGAUCAGCCAGACCAAGUGGGUGGCCGUGAAUGCAGCCUUCGGACUGGUCACUCUGGUCUUCGGCUGGCUGUUCGUCUUCUACACUUUCCUCCGGAAGUACGAUGAAGACGGUGCCGAGGACUCCACCGCAGCCAAGGAAGUUUGCCGCAGCAAGCUCGAACAACUCGGAGAGAUGACGCUGAACGAGAUGACCGUGACGGGCCUCUUCUUCCUGUGCCUGGCUCUGUGGGUGACCAGACAACCACACAUCGUCUACGGCUGGCAGGACCACCUCGGUCUUCGGCUGGUGAGCGAGUCGACGGUGGGCUUCUUCGUGGUGAUCCUGGCGUUCCUGCUGCCCUCAGACUUCCACAAUUUUGAGCUGAAGAACCGCAUCCUCAAGUGGAACGACGUCUACCACAAGAUGCCCUGGGGCGUCAUCUUCGUCAUGUCCGGAAACAUCGCCAUCUCGUACGCGCUAGGGGAGUGCGGCGUGUUCAGGGCCCUGAUGGACUGGUCGCGGCAGCUGUCGGCCAACGCGGUCUGGGUCGAGCUGUUCUUCCUCUUCCUGACGGCGACCGCCUCCGAGGUGACCACCGUCAAGGACAGGCUGCCCGAGUUCUACUACAUCGCGGGCAACGUGAGUCAGCUGACGGACAUGCACCCGCUGAGGCUCAUGCUCCCGGUGUCGGCGGCGUCCGAGUUCAACUACAUGAUGCCGUCGUCGGGCGCGCGGAACGCCAUCAUCUUCGAAAUCUCCUACAUCUCCGCGCUAGAGAUGAUUCUGCCGGGUCUGCUGAUGAAGAUCGUCUCUUGCUUCCUCUACCUGGGCAUCCUCAACUCGGUCGGCGACAUCAUGAUGGGCGACGAGGUGCUCGCCGUUGUCAACACCACCAUCGCAGCCACGCUGGCGUCCACCUCCUCGGCCAGUGGGUCCGUUUCCGCCAGGAACUUGCUGUUCGACAAUAAACUGUGAAAGGGAGAGCAAAAGGGAAAAAAAAGA
This is a messenger RNA of Dermacentor silvarum, 1788 nucleotides long. Its product is annotated as sodium-dependent dicarboxylate transporter SdcS. NCBI's taxonomy places the organism in Eukaryota, Metazoa, Arthropoda, Arachnida, Ixodida, Ixodidae. Gene Ontology annotation, biological process: citrate transport; monoatomic anion transmembrane transport. The record is from RefSeq and is a predicted model, not a curated record. Gene Ontology annotation, cellular component: membrane. Gene Ontology annotation, molecular function: citrate transmembrane transporter activity; succinate transmembrane transporter activity. The transcript is spliced from 11 exons. Bases 19 to 1761 code for a protein of 580 amino acids.